AUGAAAGCCGACAAUUCUGACUUCUUUUUUGCCAUAGAUUUGGAUGAUGAUGGUCGAUUGAGGAAUGUAUUCUGGGCUAAUGCAAGGAGUAAGGCAGUUUGUAAGGAGUUUGGUGAUGUUGUGACAUUUGACACAAUAUACUUCGUAAACAAGUAUGAUAUGCCUUUUGCUCCAUUUGUAGGCGUCAAUCAUCAUGGUCAGUUGAUAUUAUUGGGAUGUGGACUCGUAUCUCAUGAAGACACCAAGUCAUUUUCGUGGUUAUUUAAGACUUGGAUGACAUGCAUGUGGGGUUGUGCUCCCAAAGCGAUUUUUACCGAUCAAUGUAUGACCAUGACGAAUGCUAUAGAAGACGUAUUUCCUAACACCCGACACCGGUGGUGCAUAUGGCACAUCUUGAAAAAGGUGCCAGAAAAAUUGGGAAAGUACGAUGCAUAUAAAUCAAUUUCACCUUGUUUGCAAAGUGUGGUUUAUGAUUCACUUACAAAAGAUGAAUUUGAGGAUGCUUGGGAGAUGUUCAUCAAAAAGUACGAACUUCAAGAUAAUGAAUGGUUACAUGGGUUGUACUUAGAGAAGAACCGAUGGGUGCCGGCUUUUGUGAAAGAUGUAUUUUGGGCGGGAAUGUCAUCCACACAGAGAAGUGAGAGUAUGAAUUCUUAUUUUGACAGAAACUUAUACAUUGAACAUGAUAAGGAUUCCAAACAAGUAACCAAUUUGAGAAAAGAAUUUCCUAGUAGAGAAGAUAUAAAUGAUUUCUACAUUAUCAGUACAGUGCACAUGCUUUUUUUUUCCUCUUCCAGAAGUACCUCUAGUCCAUUCACAAAAAGGAUUUUGAAACGUGACAGUUCAAUUUCUCUGAUGCAUAAAUCUUUGACUGUUGAUGAUGGACAUAGGAAACAGAAAUCUUAUCGGCCCAGGAGUUGGUGGUGGUCGUUGACGUGGAGGGUGAGGCUGGUGGGAGUUGCCGAUGGGGGUGAGGCUUGUGGGAAUCGCCGGUGGUGA
Rhododendron vialii is the source of this 999-nucleotide messenger RNA. RefSeq names its product protein FAR-RED IMPAIRED RESPONSE 1-like. The transcript has 4 exons. The coding region runs from base 1 to 999 and encodes 332 amino acids. Gene Ontology annotation, biological process: regulation of DNA-templated transcription. Lineage: Eukaryota; Viridiplantae; Streptophyta; Magnoliopsida; Ericales; Ericaceae. The record is from RefSeq and is a predicted model, not a curated record.